Messenger RNA from Hydractinia symbiolongicarpus, 2681 nucleotides. RefSeq names its product leucine-rich repeat-containing protein 27-like. The transcript has 8 exons. Lineage: Eukaryota; Metazoa; Cnidaria; Hydrozoa; Anthoathecata; Hydractiniidae. Gene Ontology annotation, molecular function: protein binding. The coding region runs from base 386 to 1825 and encodes 479 amino acids. The record is from RefSeq and is a predicted model, not a curated record.
UCUCUAACUAGACAGCCAGGUAAAGCUGAGCCACCCUUAAUAGCACGUUUUCUCACGUGUUUUGUUUUCGCUUUCAUUUCCAGGAAUGCAAAAUGGCAGAAGACAACAGUGUACACGGAACACGAAAUUUGAAUUUUAAGAAACCUAAUACCCAUGCCAAAAUUUUAAACCAGUUUAAAACGCGAAAAUGCCGUAGUCACAAGAACGGAACAUGAACAACGAAAUAAGUCUGAAACACAAUUAAAAUUGUCACAGGAUAAACGAUUUCAAGCAUUAAAAAUGUUUAAUAGCCAGUCAGUUAAAAUUUUGUAAACAGUUUCACUUUCAUUUCCGCGGGUAACACGCGAAUGGGUAAUCAAAGCAAAGAUGGGCAAGAGAUUACAAAAUGGCAGACGAGGUGGAACAAGAAAAUUUUCAAGGCGAACACUUAGAUCCAUUAACAAUAGACAUUUUAAAUAAUAUUCGAAGUAGAAAGGUUGAUUUAAGUAACAAAUGUAUAAUUGUUAUUCCAAGUGCGUUAUAUCACCUAAAACAUCUUCAGUACUUAUAUCUCGAAAGGAAUUACCUAGAAGAAUUGCCAAGCUGUUUUGCUGAAAAUCUGUGCCAACUGAGAUGGUUGGAUAUUCGACACAACAAACUUAAACAUCUACCAGAUAAUAUAUCUAAUUUAACGAAUUUAAAAAAUUUGCUGCUGGAAAACAAUUGCAUUGAGAGGCUUCCACUUCAACUAGGAAAUUUGAAAAAUUUGUCAGGGUUAAAUUUAGCUAAAAACCCGUUAGAAUUCCCUCCAAAAGAUGUCAUUGAAUCUGGUACAAAGGCUGUGUUGUCAUAUUUACGCGACUUCACUGCUUUGGAGGAAAGGUUUAAAAACUUGGAUGUUCAAGCUAAUUCACCGGAGCUUAACAAUAAUCUUUCUUCUGAAAAAUACGCUGAAGCAGAAGAUCUUGAAGAAUCUGGAGAAGAGCGAGAAAUGGAUUGUGGUGAUAACUCAGAGAAAAACGAAACAAUUCUGGAGAAUAAAACGCUUGCAGAAGACACAGAAAAUAAACCGCUAGAAAAAGGGAUAUCAAAAAGCGAAAUAAAAUAUAAGCCUUGUACAGCUUUUAGAAGCAAAAGGUUAUUAGAGAAGUCAGACUCUUUUUUAAGUGACAAAACGCUUUUAACACAGAAGACAGUAACAAAAAACCCUGUUUUGAAGAAAAGUUUAAGCGAAGCAAGUGUGCCACUUAGAAAAGAAAUGCUUAACAAAACAAAAAAGAAAACGAGAAAGCAAAAACACGCCGCGACGAGUAAGCAAGGUGUUACUAAGCAACAAUGUGUGUUAGAUAUAUUUCGUAGCACAGGUAGACAAAUCAGAAAAUUGAAUCAAAAUAAUGCCAUCGAAAGUCAAACUUCAGAUCAACGCCCAGUAAACUCAGAAGAAAAAUCACCCCAACCGCCGGUAAGUAUAAAAACUUACAAUGAAAAACUUCGAGAGGACAAAGACUUGGAUGGGCUUUCUGUACAACCAAUAAAACUUGGAGAUAUGGUUGUAGUGAGAAUUAAAAAAGAACACUACGUUCCUGGUCAGCCUUGCAUUGGUAAGAUUGUAGAUAUAGCCAAGAACGAAAAAGAAUUGCUGAUCCAUUACUAUACUGGUUCUUACGAUAGUGCAUGGUGGCCCAUGAUGGUGCGAUCCAGUCCGUACGUGCGAUAUGUUGCCAAGCAGGAUAUACUGUAUACUUUCUUACUGAAUGAGGAUAAUUGUAUGAAUACUGAAGUUGUUCGGAUUGUUAAAGAGAGAUGCAAUGUCACUUUGAAAAUGGCUGAUUUAGAAAGGGCGUAAGCACCUUAUGAAAUUGCAGAUCUCUCUGCCUCUCUAUCUUCUCUCUAGAUAUAACCUGUUUUUUUUUUUAAGGAAAAGUUACAUUCGUCAUUUGACAUAUAUUUAUAAUAACGUUGUAAUGUUUAUUUAUUUAUUUAUUUUAUUAUUUAUUUAUAAUUUUUUGUUUUAUGCUUUAUUGAACAAAUUUAUUUUGUAUCAACGUUUGCCUUUAUUUUGUCACCCUUUCCCGAGACCAUGAGUCAUACUUUUUUUAAACUCGUAAAAUAUGAAUACCAUAUUUGAAUUCAGCAUAGUUUGUUUAAUUUAUGUGUAAAAGUUUAACUUGAUACGCCAACAGAAAGUGCUAGAUAUAUAUCACAGUUAAAGUCUUCUUAAUGCUCAAGUUACCAUGUCCUGCCUCGUUUUUAAAAAGAGGUUGGACAUGCCACAAAUCUUUAAAUUAGAAUAGCAGGUUGUUUACUUGCUGCAUUGUUUCGAAAUGUUCUUUGUUUAUGUCAUUUUUGAUAAGGAAUUCAAAUCUGUUGUCCGUUUUUCAUAAAACUCAACAGAAAAAGUUGCGGCACAUCAAAAGAAUAAGUCUCGGGAAAGGUGUAUUUAUUUUUGAUUUCCAUAUUUAAUAAUAUCUUCACUUUUAGUUCUUUUGAAAGUUGCUCCGAAAUGGUUUCGUUUGUCACUGUUACACCACACUUUGCUCUGACUUUCAAUUUGGUAUAGAGAAAACCAGUAAACAUGUUUUAAUUAUAACACCAUAUCUGAAACUUAUCAUGACAGUCGCAACGUUCGACGACACUCCUUCGAGGAAGAUAUCUUACACUCUCCACCCUAUCAAAUCAAUCCCUUACACAUAAAGGCAAGG